AUGACUACCACCAACAUCGAUGAGAGUAAUCCAACUUCAUUCCAGUUUAGCAAUAAAUUGAAUACCGUUCGAUCAAAUCGUUCAUUGGUUGCUGCUAAUCAACAGCUUCGCAUUCAACUUGCAUUCGCUAAAGCAGAAAUCAUUCGAUUGCAAAAUGAAAUCGUUGACUUGCAAAAACGAAUUACCGGACUUGAAUCAACGAAUGAUGAAGAACGUAUCGAAAUGAUUGUGACAAAGAGAUUACAGGCUUCUAGCCGCACAGUGCAGUAUAUGGAGAAAACAAAAGCAGAUUUUGAUCGUGCUGCAAAUCGCCUCGAUCACACUCUCCUGUCAAAUAAUUUUGAUGACGGUGCUAUUUAUGCAGGUGAAUGCAGUCAAAGUAUUACAGCGUCUUUAUCGUGUGGAACAGGAGACGAAAUCAUUGGACGUCGUUUGCAGCGGCCUCCUACUCUUGAAGCUGUGGAGGAGGAUAUUUGCGGUGAGAUGGAUGAAAAUGAAGAUGCCAUUUUUGAUAGAAGUCUGCUCAUACCCAUAAGCGGCGAUAAUUUUAAAAGAUCGCCAAAUGAUCGCAUAUCUAGUCGUAACAGUCGACGAGAAACUUUUUUUGUCAAAAAGGAGCCUAUUGAAUUUGAAAACAAUGUCGAAACUUCUUUUACCGAAGAAUUUUUUCCUGAAAGAAAUCAGACGGUUUCUCCUUUGUCAGUUCAGAACCACGAAGAUCCACCAGCUAUUGCAGUUAUAACCGAACCUAUAACCCCCACCACGAUCUCUUUGCCAAAAACUCCUACUGUAUUCUCUAAACUUGAAACAUCAACUUCUAGCUCUAGAUCUAAGUCCUUUAAAUCGAGGAUACUGCAUGAUGAAAAUAUGCGAGCAAAAAACAGUCAAAUCAGGAAAUCUGAAGUUAUUACGCAUAACGGGAAGAAGAGGAAAAUUUCAAUUAAUGAAAUUCCGAAAAAAUGUAAAAAAAGCUCGGAAAAUAAUGCAGAAUUUACGAAAGAAAUCAGCAAAUUGUUGUUAACUCCAGCGUCUACGUCUUCUACUGGUAUUCUCAGCAUAGCAAAUUUAAAUGAAGGUGUCCGAUGCAAACGUGCUGCUGCAGCUAAGAUAUCAUCUUUCAAGGAGCCAAAUUUAGUAACUAAAAUGCGGAAUCCAAAUGUUAAUUGA
Messenger RNA from Acanthocheilonema viteae, 1167 nucleotides. NCBI's taxonomy places the organism in Eukaryota, Metazoa, Nematoda, Chromadorea, Rhabditida, Onchocercidae. The record is from the annotation of a GenBank genome assembly.